AUGAAGUCGUACCUGCACUUUACCAUGGGCGACGUCGUCCUCUUCGACAACGUCACUCCCUCCUCCGCGGGUGCCGUAUUGGGCGCCUGUCUCAUCUUCUUCCUCAUUGCCAUCGGCGAGUGCUACCUUCGCGCGCUGCGCAGGAGGAUGGAUCGCACGUUCUCGGCCAGGUCAGCUAUGCUUUCAUCUUGCCGACUGCAAACACUAUACGCCGUGUCUGGCGACGAUAGCAAGUUGCCGGUCGAGUCCGAGGUUGCCGAGACGCCGUCGACACCGGAAAACAAGCAUCGCUUCGUCGUCUCUCAGGACCUCAGCCGUGGCGUAAUUGCAGGAGCUCAAACGACGAUUCACUACCUUCUCAUGCUGGUCGCGAUGUCCUUCAACGCCUCCUAUAUCGUCAGCAUCAUUCUGGGCGUCGUCGUGGGGGAGACAGCGUUUGGAAGGCUGUAUAUCUCAUGA
Molecule: messenger RNA, 459 nt
Organism: Schizophyllum commune H4-8
Lineage: Eukaryota; Fungi; Basidiomycota; Agaricomycetes; Agaricales; Schizophyllaceae
Exons: 3
Coding region: 1-459 (152 amino acids)
Biological process (GO): intracellular copper ion homeostasis; copper ion transmembrane transport
Cellular component (GO): plasma membrane
Molecular function (GO): copper ion transmembrane transporter activity
Source: RefSeq, a predicted model, not a curated record